AUGUUACUUGUUUUGCCAUUCUUCUGCUCCCCAGCCACCUCAGCCUUCAGCCCAGUACUGCCUCAGCCCAGUACUGCGCCAGCCCCAGUUCCCCAAGUAAUUCAGUCCCUCAGCCCCAGUACAGCACCAGCCCCAGUGCCACCCCAGUCCUCAGCUGAUGGGACUGCAGUUCCAGGAGUCCCUCAGUACAGUACAGCACCAGCCCACAGUGCACCAGCACAGUGCCAGCACCAUGCAGUGCCAGCCCACAGUGCCAGUUCAGCCCACCAGUGCCAGCCCCAGUGCCAGCCCCCAUGUGCCAGUCCCUCAGCCCCAGUACCAGUACAGUACCAUUCCCAACCCCAGUGCCGCGCCAGCCCCAGAAUCCCCAUGUGCUUCAGUCCCAGCCCACAUGCCAAUUUCCUUACAGUGCCACUUGCCACCCCAGUAUCCCAUAGUCCUCACCUAGUACCACCAGAGUCUAGUGCCGUCAGCCCCCAGUACCACCAUGCAAUAACCCCAUGUACAUCAGUUCCUCAGCUCCCAGUACCGUUCCAGCCCCAGUACCGCAGCAACCCAUGUACUUAA
Molecule: messenger RNA, 567 nt
Organism: Homarus americanus (American lobster)
Lineage: Eukaryota; Metazoa; Arthropoda; Malacostraca; Decapoda; Nephropidae
Product: extensin-like
Exons: 1
Coding region: 1-567 (188 amino acids)
Source: RefSeq, a predicted model, not a curated record